UUUGUUUAAAUUGCCAACACCAAAAAAUAAAACUAAACCACAAAAACAGCAACGACAACAAUAGAGGAGCUGCAGCCGUUUCCAAUCAUUUAGCGGACGGCAACAAGUGCUGCGAGUCGCCUGCAUUGGGCAGGCAAUCUUAGCGCGCAGCUGGCGGCUGUGUUGGCUUUUCCCGCUUGCCAUGGUAAGCCGCAAUGCGAAAAUUGUGAAAACGGAAAAUGGCACGAACGCAUCUAUUAUUGCAACAGACGGCAGCAAUGCAGCGCAACCUUUGAAGACAACGACAGCAACGACGCCGCUGACGAUGAUGGCAACAACAUUGUCGGCAUCGCAGGCCGACUUGGGCGACCAGGAGAACGGGACGACGGCUGAGGACAUCCACCUGAACGAUUUAUAUACACGCUACCGGCAGAGGCUGCGCAAGUCGCUCUUCAGAUCGGGCCUGUUCACGUCGCUGGUAGCAUGUGUUGUGUCCAUAGCGAUUGGCGUCUAUUACGAGCAGCACCUGCUGCAGACACUGCUGCUGGCAUUGGCAGCCGUAAUCUCCGGCUCAAUACUGACGGCUCUGCAGUUUCCGGCGGUGCUUAGCUCCCCAGCGGCCGCAUUGGCCUUUGCCAUUGUCACCACCUUCUCGCUGGGCACCAUUGCGGCCAUCACGGGCGGCGAGCUGGCCCCACUGCCCAUGUACGCCCUGUUUCUGGGCAUCCACACGAUGCUGCCCAUUUCCUGGCCGGUCUCUGUGGUGUUAGCCUUAUUUAUGACAGCCAUACACAUCGUUUAUAGAAUCGGCACCAGCCCGGACUACGCGUGCAAUUUGCCCAUGCUCUUUGGCGAGAUUGUUAUGCUGGCUAGCGCAUCCGUUUCCGGUCUUUAUUAUCGCAUCAUGUCGGAUGCCGCCCACAAUCGCACCGUGGAUGGAACACGCACUGGCAUCGAGCAACGCGUCAAGCUCGAGUGCGAGCGCGAGCAGCAGGAGCAGCUGCUUCUGAGCGUGAUACCCGCCUACAUCGCCGCCGAGGUCAAGCGGAGCAUCAUGCUGAAGAUGGCGGAUGCUUGCCAGCGUGCUGGAGGCCAGGCGUCAACAUCAGCCACACGUUUCCACGAGCUCCACGUGCAGCGGCACACAAAUGUCACCAUACUUUUUGCAGACAUUGUGAACUUUACGCCGCUCUCAUCCUCCCUGACGGCCAGUGAUUUGGUCAAGACCUUAAACGAUCUCUUCGGACGCUUCGAUCAAAUAGCUCAGGAGAAUCAAUGCCUGCGCAUUAAAAUUCUGGGCGAUUGCUAUUAUUGCGUGUCCGGGCUGCCCAUCUCACGGCCGCAGCAUGCUACAAAUUGUGUCAACAUGGGCCUGCAAAUGAUCGAUGCCAUCAGACACGUGCGUGAGGCGACCGGCAUAAAUGUUGACAUGCGAAUUGGCAUACACACGGGCAACGUGCUCUGCGGCGUCCUUGGCCUCCGCAAGUGGCAAUUUGAUGUUUGGAGCGAUGAUGUUACCCUGGCCAACCACAUGGAGAGCGGCGGCGUUGCGGGUCGCGUGCACAUCACAAAGCAAACUUUGGACUUUCUGGGCGACAAGUUUGAGGUGGAGCAGGGCGAGGGUGGCAGCCGAGACGCAUAUCUAGCGGAUCAUAAAAUUGAAACGUAUCUCAUUGUGCCGCCCAAGCCUGCCUAUAUGCACAGUGUGCCGCGGGUGGUGGAGUGCAUUGAGCACACGGAGCCAGCUGAGGAGCAUGCCGUCAAAGAAGACAUCGAUGUCACUGAGAAGCUUCUGCCUGCUGAAACACGAUCUCCAGUUAGUGCAGCUGCUUCUGCUGCUGCUGUGGCCGACGGACAGCCUGACAGGCUCUCACCCAUAUCUACGAACAGCCAAGAUGGGGUACUGCAUGCGCCGCUCACCUCGGCUGCAUCCAUGUCCAUCAAGGAGCUGUCCGAAGAGGAAGACGAUGCUAAUGCCACGGAGCCGCUGGUUGGCAAGUGCAGCGAGCCAGAAAUCAACAAUGAGGGAACGCCAAAUGUGGCCCAUCGCGGCAGCGGCGACUCCGCUGCCUCCGAGUCCGCACCCAAGUCGGCCGCCUUGUCCUUGCCCGCCGAGGAUCUGCUCAGCAUGAGUGGCAGCGAGAGUGGCAUCUCCAACAGUGGCACCCAGCCAGCAACAGCGGCCAAUGCGGCCAAUCUUACGCCCACAUCAACAGCAGCAGGAGCCACAGCAACAGCAACAGCAGCAGCAGCUGCAGCAGGAGGCGCCAAUAGUUUGACUGUGGCCGAGGCACCCGAGCGCUCCCGACGCAAACUCUCUGUACAGGGACUGAUGUCCUUCGCCGACAGACGUCGCUCCUCUGGCGCCUUUAUCGAGGGUCGCAAAUUAUCCAUACACAGCGGCGAAAGUUUUCGCAGUCAUGCAGGCCAUGUCACACGCAAUCGUCCCUCUUCAAAGAUGACCAAAUAUGUGGAAUGCUGGGGCGCCGAUCGACCCUUUGCCAACAUUGCCGAAUCCAAGCUGGUGAAAAACAUUGGACUGGCGAGCAUUGCCAUGAUUGAAUCAAAUUUGCUGCCGCCCGAGCGUAAAUGUUUCAAUUUUAACUUCUUGGGGCCCCCCACCGAGCUGAAGCCAUUCAGCAUGUGGUACCGGAAUACGCCUCGGGAGGCCAUGUACCGAGAGCAGCCGGAUACACACUUCCGCUUCGAUCUGAUAUGCGCCUUCGUGCUCUUCCUCUCGCUGGCCGUGGUGCAGCUGAUUGUUAUUGAACUGAACCUGGCGAUGCUGGGCUCGUUGCUGGCCAGCUUCAUAUCCCUAGCAUUGUUUCUCUAUUUGAGCAAUAUGUCCGUGCCGGAUGUGCAUGCCUCGAGCACGGAGCGUAAUGGUCCCGGCCAGGUGGUGGCCAGCAGUCGCUUUCUGCGCAUGGCCAUGUUCAUCAUUGUCAACAUACUCAUCUCGUCCUGUGCCGUAUUCAGUGUGAUCAACUACUCGCUGCCGGACGAUAUGUCCUAUGGGGAGAGUAAUGCCACCAGUACCAACAGCAGCGAUACAUUCAACAACAGCACGCUGCCGGACGAGAUGCUACCCCUGGAUAUUGCCAAUGCCAUACCGAAAGCUCCCAUAUUCCUUUGCUGCUGCGCCGUCAGCUUGGCGGCCAUUUCGGCUUUCCUCAGAUCGGGAUUCAUACUCAAGCUGGUUGCCAUGAUAUUGGCCCUGAUCGGACAGACGAUUGUGCUGGGCUACAGCGAUCUGUUUGUGCAUUACAAUGUGGUCAACUAUAACAAUGGCCUCCCUCUGGAAGUCAAAGGCUUCCUGCUGCUGUUGCUGGUGAUUGCUGUGCUGCAUACCCUGGAUCGUCAGGGUGAAUAUGUGGCACGCACCGACUUUCUGUGGAAGGCCAAGCUGAAGGUGGAGCAGGAGGAGGUCGAGACAAUGCGAGGCAUCAAUAAGAUUCUGCUGGAGAACAUUCUGCCGGCUCACGUGGCCACCCACUUUCUGCAUCUGGAGCGCUCCACGGAGCUGUAUCACGAGAGCUACUCCUGCGUGGCCGUCAUGUUUGCCUCCAUACCCAACUACAAGGAGUUCUACGAUGAGACAGACGUCAAUAAGCAGGGCCUGGAGUGCUUGCGUCUGUUGAACGAGAUCAUUUGCGAUUUCGACAAGUUACUCUUAAAACCGAAAUUCAGUGGCAUCGAAAAGAUUAAAACCAUAGCCAGCACCUAUAUGUGUGCAUCUGGCCUGCGACCCGGCAAGGAGGAUGGCGCCACGUCGCGUAGCUUUGCGGAUGAGAAACGUACCGAGGAGCACAAUGUGGUCAUAUUGGUUGAAUUUGCGAUUGCUUUGAUGUCCAUAUUGGAUUCAAUUAAUCGCGAGUCGUUCCAGCGCUUCCGCUUACGCAUCGGCCUGAAUCACGGUCCGGUGAUUGCGGGCGUGAUUGGCGCCCAGAAGCCACAGUACGAUAUAUGGAGCAACACCGUUAAUGUGGCGUCCCGCAUGGACUCAUGCGGCGUCAUGGGCCGACUCCAGACAACGGAGAAUACAGCCAAGAUAUUAAUGGCCGCCGGAUAUGAGUGCGAAUGCCGGGGCCUCACCUACGUCAAGGGCAAAGGCAAUCUAGUCACAUACUUUGUAAAGACACCCUUCGAUGGGAAAUUGUAAUUGGAAGCGAUCCAAUAAAAAGCGCGCAAUUCGUUCUUGUUAAUAGUAAAUGCUAUUUGUGUAUAGAUACAUACAUACAUAUUUAUGUUAAGGCAUGUUGUUAUUUAUUUCUGUUGGAACUAUGUUAUUUAAGUGAUUUCAUGAAUUUUAAGCAUUUAAUUUGCGUUGCACAUUAAGAAUUAUAUGCAUUAAGUGUUCGUCUUAGUUAAUGUUUAAUUGUUAUUUAGCACAAAUUGCGUAGCUCACUUAAACAGCGAAUAAUUAUAUAGAAAAUAUUGCUUAAGGAAUACAACUAUACUCGUCUGAACAGAGAACUAACUAACUUUAAAUAACAAAUGCAAAUUAGCCCACCCCAAAGUAAAUAAUCAACACAUUAAUCACAUUAUUAUAGGACAUAGCCUAUUUAUUGAGUGGGUGCUCCAAUAGAUGCUUGAACUAAUUGCCAAUCUUUCUAUUAUUGUUAUUAUUAUCUAUUGGAGCACUCCAUUUAAUUUCUAAUCUUCGAAAGUUAAACAAACUAUGUGCCAUCAGAGCUCUAGCAAUGUUGGAGACCUCAAACGAUCUAUGUAACUGUAUAUUUUUUUACCAAAUAAUUUUUGAUAUUGUGCCACUCUUUCUGAAUAAAUAACAUCCAAACUGAGCGAGUCAAAGAGUCCCUAACUGAACAUAUCCCAUCAAAUAUGAGCUAUACCUCCGAUACACACUAUUCUGAUGAUUGUUUCUUAUCUAUG
Drosophila arizonae is the source of this 4869-nucleotide messenger RNA. It is a transcript of the gene Ac76E, whose product is annotated as adenylate cyclase type 2 Ac76E. NCBI's taxonomy places the organism in Eukaryota, Metazoa, Arthropoda, Insecta, Diptera, Drosophilidae. Gene Ontology annotation, molecular function: adenylate cyclase activity. Gene Ontology annotation, biological process: cAMP biosynthetic process; adenylate cyclase-activating G protein-coupled receptor signaling pathway; adenylate cyclase-inhibiting G protein-coupled receptor signaling pathway. The record is from RefSeq and is a predicted model, not a curated record. Gene Ontology annotation, cellular component: plasma membrane.